Messenger RNA from Trichomonas vaginalis G3, 1059 nucleotides. RefSeq names its product phosphoprotein phosphatase protein. The transcript has a single exon. Lineage: Eukaryota; Parabasalia; Trichomonadida; Trichomonadidae. Gene Ontology annotation, cellular component: nucleus; cytoplasm. Gene Ontology annotation, molecular function: protein serine/threonine phosphatase activity. The record is from RefSeq and is a predicted model, not a curated record. The coding region runs from base 1 to 1059 and encodes 352 amino acids.
AUGAACUUCAAGGCAUCCAAGCUUAUAUACGAAAGUUUUAGCAGCAUUUUAGAGCUUGAGUACAAUAGCAUAAUCAACUUAGGUAAAUCCAUUCUCAUUCCAUCAUUCGGCCCCGACCUACUUAACAUAUUAAUCGAGGAAAGUUUAGAGUGCUUUAAAGGUCAAAAGCCGUUAAUAUUAUUCAACGAAAGAGCUAUCGUUGUAGGGGAUAUUCAUGGAAAUUUACAUGAUUUACUUAGAAUCCUAAAAAUUAACGGUCUCCCGCCAGAUACUUAUUACAUUUUCUUAGGGGAUUAUGUUGAUCGUGGGGAAUACUCAAUAGAAGUCAUCUCACUCCUUCUUUCUCUUCACAAUUUAUUUCCUGAGCAAAUUUUCUUACUUCGUGGUAAUCACGAAACACGUGAAACAAAUGAAGUCUAUGGUUUUAAAACAGAUAUACUCUACACAUUUUCAAAUACUGAUCUCUGGGAACAAUUCAACAAUAUUUUUGAUUACUUUCCAAUUGCAGCAAUUAUUAAUGAUACUAUUUUCUGUGUUCAUGGUGGCCUUUCACCUCAACUUCAUUAUAUUGAUGAAAUUCGUGAAUUAACCCUUCCAAUGCAUGAUUUGCCUCCACAAGUCAAUGACAUGCUAUGGAGCGAUCCAUCUGAUAUGUUUGAUGGAUUUUCUGAAGGUGAUCGAGGAAUUGGAUGUAUUUUUGGCCAAAAUAUCACCCAAGAUUUCUUAGACUCAAAUAAAUUGAAAACAAUCCUUAGAGGACACCAAUGUUGCUCGAAUGGAGUUAGAAGUUCUCAUGAUGGAAAAGUUAUCACUGUCUUUUCUUCAUCCAAUUAUGAGAUGACUAAUAACUACGCGGCAUAUUUGCGGAUCGGCUCAAAAAUACACAUCAGAACCCUCGAGAAAGUAAAAAGAGUAAGAAAGCGAAGUGCAAAUUUUCAGUCCGUUGCUCUUCCUACCGAAGAAGAAACAGGUGAUUACAAGUUAACCAACAUUAUUUCGUACAUAUUCUCUUUCUUUGGAAAUAAGAAUAACACCAUUGAGGAAACUGAAGUCCAGUGA